This is a messenger RNA of Dentiscutata heterogama, 1629 nucleotides long. The record is from the annotation of a GenBank genome assembly. Lineage: Eukaryota; Fungi; Glomeromycota; Glomeromycetes; Diversisporales; Gigasporaceae.
AUGGAUAUGCUUACGAAUCUUGCAAGUUCUGCCGUUGCAAAUAUUACAAUUUCCACUAUAAUCAAUGCGAUAAAAACUUCAGCUGAAGUAACAUUUCAAAUUUAUGUAAAUGCAGAAUGUAAUAAAGAAACUACUCUAAUAAUGACGAAUCGGGUAAAAAAUGCGGAAUCAAUCAUUGAAGAGUUUAUGAGAAAUGAUGAAGAAAAAUUUAAGCGAAGAGAAUUUGUUAUAGUACUUAAACGUCUUGAAAGCGUUUUGAUAAAAAUCAAAGAAUUUUCUGAGAAAGUGUCAAAACUUAAGGGUUAUAAACAAUUUACUGACGCAAAAGAAGUCAAAAGUAAAUAUGAGCAACUAACAGAAGAAUAUGAUACGUGUAUAAGAGAUCUACUACUACAUUCUGCUUACUAUAUUGCAAAUAAUGACACUAAAAUAGAAGAAUCUCAAAAAGUUGAUAAAGAUCUAGAAGAAACUGAAAAAGUACCGACUCUUAAAGAUUUUGAUGAUAAACUUGAUGUGUUGUUGGCCCAAAAAAUAGCUAAACAACCAAGCGAUAUCAAUGUGAAAAGGAUUGAACCGAAUGAAUUAACUGAUUCUCUUGUUCCACAAAAAAAAAAUACUCUUGAUAAUUCUAUUAAAAAGUUUUACGGUACAAUCGAAGUAGCAUGUAAAAAUUUUCAAGAUUCUGAAGAUUUCCGAGGUCAUUUAGCGAUACUUGAAAAAUUAGACCACCCAUAUAUUCGCCGUUUCUAUGGUCUUUCAUAUGUUGAUAUUCGAGAAGUUAUGGUUUUUGAAUGGGCUGAAUAUGGAUCUUUAAAAGAUCUUUAUAAUAAUUAUAACAUUCCUUGGACAAGAAAAUUACAAAUUAUACGAGAUAUUUGUCGUGGUCUUGUUUUUUUGCGCAAUGUAAAUAUUUUGCAUCAUGAUGUUAGAUGCGAAAAUGUUUUAGUACCUCAUAAUUUGGACCCAAAACUUGGAAAUUUUAGAUAUGCACGUACACUAGAAGGUACUACUACAAAUCUGUCAGAUUUAGUAACUAUGAUUAUUCGUUGGAUGGCACCUGAGCUAUUAAUGAAAUAUGAAAAAAAAAAUCAUGCUGAAAAAGUUUAUACAUUCAAUUGUGAAAUGUUUAGUUUUGGAAUGCUGAUUUGGGAGCUUUGUUAUGAAAAGUUACCUUAUGAAGAUUGGGGAUUCAUAGAAAUUUCUAAACAUGUUUUAAGUGAUAAACGAGAAAAACUUCCAUAUGGAAAAUUUGAUAAUCAAGAUGAUGCUAAACUUCAAAAAGAACUUAUUGAAAUUAUCAAAAACACAUGGAAGCAAAUACCAGAAGACAGGAUAACAAUUACAAAAUUAUAUAUAAAACUUGAAGAAUUAGCUGCAGAAUAUCCAAUUUUACCAGAAGAACCUAAACUUUUAAAAAAUGGAACAUUAGAUCUUGAGGGUGAUUUAAUGGAUCUUGAAAAAAAUGAAACAUUAGAUCUUGAAAGAGACUUAAUGGAUAUUGAAAAAAAUAAAAAUGAAGAUUCAGAAAGUAGCAACUAUGGUGAAAGUAAUAAUAAUAAUAAGGAUAUAAAAGGCAAAAAACGUGCAAGUUCUCCUGUUAAAACAUUACAACCAAAAAGGCAAAAGUAA